UCUUGCAGGCUUGCAGCUUGAAAGGCCUUGAAAUCUUUUGACAUAUGGGCUGAAAAAGUAAGUUUGGUGUCCUCGUUAUUUGUGGGAUAACAUCAUCGACUGAUAUGUCCAGGAAGAGUCUUAAGGAGACAUCUUCGGAUUGGGCAAGAUUGGUAUGUCGCUUAGCCUUCAAGUCUAAAUCAAAGGAUUUAGAUUAGUUCACUUCCAAUAGUCACAGACAGCAAACAUGGCAGAAAUAAGCCUGGGGAUACUAAUAGAUAUUGUGGAUGAGGAUUGGAUGAGAGACACCUUGCCUAAUGAUGAUCUUCCAUUACCACCAGUUUUGGUUGUUAGAAAUGAUGACACUGAGGAAUCAAAUCAGGAGACUCAACAGGUUGGUGGAGAUAUUUGGCAUGAUCUUGCAUUAGGCACUCAAUACAGCUCUCAUGCCUCAGGAGGUGCAUAAGCAAUACUUUUGAAGUGGUUGGAUCCUUUUUAUUGAGGGAUUUGAAGUUCAUGGCUCUCUUUCCUUGUGUGAGAACCCUUAGAAUUUUUCAUGUAAAAGACUGUAGUUUUAUUUUGAUAAUCAUACGAGAAGACUUUGGUUAUUAGUCCUUUGAUGGAAGAGCUAUGGUGAAGUGUCAAUUUAUACAAUGUUCUCUUUUGCACUGGCACAUCACCAUGUAUAUAUAUGUACUUCACUUCCCUGUCAUGUGGAGUUCAUCCUUAAGUUCUCUUCGUCUGCAGUAA
This is a messenger RNA of Quercus lobata, 729 nucleotides long. RefSeq names its product anaphase-promoting complex subunit 13-like. The record is from RefSeq and is a predicted model, not a curated record. The transcript is spliced from 3 exons. Gene Ontology annotation, cellular component: anaphase-promoting complex. Lineage: Eukaryota; Viridiplantae; Streptophyta; Magnoliopsida; Fagales; Fagaceae. Gene Ontology annotation, biological process: protein K11-linked ubiquitination. The coding region runs from base 227 to 445 and encodes 72 amino acids.